AUGACAGAAGCAAAACCAGCUGAAACUCGUCCGGAAGCUACACAGCCAGUCGAAAACCAUGACGUCAAUCUCACUGCCAUUCUUUCCCUAAGCACAGUUGCAUCGCUAGUACGUCUUUUUCAGCCUUUCAUGUCAGAAUUGCAGAGCUCGCAAAAUACCUUUCGUCUUGUGAGUUUCGCCUGGUGGACUCUGCUUUUUUGCUGCGCUGGAUACCUUUUGGGUAAAUCAAACGGCACUGUUUCUGUUUGCAAGGCUGGUUCUUUCUUGGUCGCCCUUGCGUCCAUAUAUGAAUCACUCGAAGCGCCAUACGCCCACCUUGUCAGCCCUGUUUUGAUCCAGAUGGGAACAUCUCUCUCGUUUGCGACGUCAUUCCACAGCUUUCUGUUAUUCAAGCCCAGAAGGUUUGGCGAAUUGUAUGCUGCUGGUUUGAUAGUGGCAGGUUUGCUUUUGAGCUUUGGUGCAGCACGGUACGCCGACGAGCCUUGGGUGAUCUCUCUUCUGGGCACCUGUUUUGCCAUUUGUGCCAUUGCAGUGCCCAAGGUUGUUCCAAACGCUGGUCAGGAGGUGACUGUCAGUAAGAAGGAGGAUUAG
Messenger RNA from Candidozyma pseudohaemuli, 591 nucleotides. RefSeq lists its product as uncharacterized. The coding region runs from base 1 to 591 and encodes 196 amino acids. The record is from RefSeq and is a predicted model, not a curated record. The transcript has a single exon. NCBI's taxonomy places the organism in Eukaryota, Fungi, Ascomycota, Pichiomycetes, Serinales, Metschnikowiaceae.